CAAAAUAAAAGUAAAAGACCCCAUUCUGUGAGUCUCUUCUUCUUCAACCAGCGGAGUUCUUCUUCAACCAGCGGAGGACGGACAACCUUCUGCCUUCUUGAACCAGCGGUUACCCAACAAACGAUAACCGGAGAAAAGAUUAAAAGGGUGAGCGCCAUAAUGGCAGUUGACAAAAGUAAACUCGAAGAAGAUGCAAGUUUGCGCAGGUUCUACAAGAUAGUUCUCAGUUGGGACUAUCUUCGCCUUCUUAAAGAAUCUUCUGGAAAUAAAAUUCACAAAAAAGGCAAGGAUCCGUCUCUCAAGAAAGUGAAAGACACGUACAAAGAUGUCAACGACUAUCUCGCCACAUUUGAGCCCCUCAUGUUUGAAGAAGUGAAAGCUAAUAUUUUUCGAGAGAAUGAUGAAAAAUCAGGAUGGAAAGAAGGGGUGCUGACAGAGUGCAAUGAAUCUGGUGGGUUUCAUUUACCCUCAAUUGAUGUUGGUGAUGAAGACUUUGGGACAAAUUCUGAUUUGCUUCUUAUCUCAAAAAAACAGUUAGGAUUGGAUGCAAAAACACAGGCCACAUAUGCAUUUGCAUUGGUUGAGGGUAGACAUCGUGGAGUGCUCAGACUUAGAAUGCAUCUAAAUGGAGAGAUAAAUGAUAUAUCUUUAGAUACCGAGUUUGAACCUUGUGCAAGGCUGUUGAGUAUGCGUCCCCUUAUUUCUGAGAUUAAUAAGCCAUGGUACGUCAUGAAGAUCUUCAAUAUGUCCACAAUAGUUCGUGAAUAUGUGGCUCUACGGUCAAUUAGUACUCUUCCAUUCAAGGAUCUGAUAUUAUCGGCUGCUGAUAAGAAUAAUGGUUCUGAAGAUAAUGCCUGGAAAAUUUCUGAAACUCUUGAGAAAUUUAUUAAAAGCAGCCACAAUGAAUCUCAACUGAACGCUAUACUUGCGGGACUCUUCCGCAAGGGGCUCCUCCUGAUACAGGGACCUCCAGGAACGGGGAAAACACAAACCAUAUUAGGGAUUCUCAGUGUCCUUCUACAUGCUACUCCAAUGAGAAUACAUGCAAAAGGCCAGAUACACGAAUUGAAACGUAAAGCAGAGUUAUCUCUUGUUGAAAAAUAUAGCUGUUGGAAGAAAGCAUCUCCUUGGUUAAAUGCUAUGAAUCCUAGAGAUUUAAUCAAGCCUAAAGAUGGUGAUGAUGGUUUCUUCCCAACAUCUGGAAACGAGAUGAACCAGAAGUUGUUACCAAUCGCAAGAAUCUUGUUCGAGUUCUGGUUUGUGCUCCAUUCAAACUCUGCCCUUGAUGAGAUUGUGUUACGUAUUCUAAAGACUGGUAUUUGUAAUGAAGAUGGCCGCAGAUACAACCCUAAAAUUGUGCGGAUUGGAUCUAAAGCCCACCCCUCUAUUCAGUCAGUUUUCCAUGAAUUACCUUGUUUUGCUUGUAGGUGGAACAAAAAACUAGCAGGAAUGGACAUUAAGACUGACGAGAAGAUAGUGGGUCGGGAGAAGAAUUGGAUAGUAUUCGGGAUUCAGUGUCUUGAUCAAGCUGCAAUUGUGUUUUCCACCCUUAGCACCAGCGGUUCUCUAUUAAGGCGAAAGUUUGAUGUGGUUAUAAUAGAUGAGGCUGCUCAAGCAGUAGAGCCUGCAACCCUCAUCCCACUGGCUACUGACUGCAAGCAAGUAUUCCUGGUUGGUGACCCUGUUCAACUGCCAGCAACUGUACUUUCUACUGUUGCUCAGAACUUAGGAUAUGGCAUGAGUUUAUUCAAAAGAUUGCAGCAAGCUGGUUAUCCUGUGACAAUGCUGAAGACUCAAUAUCGGAUGCAUCCAGAGAUAAGAAGUUUUCCCUCGAAGGAAUUUUAUAAUGGGGAACUGGAAGAUGGGCCUGAUCUUGAGAUACAGACAAAGCGUGCAUGGCACAAAUAUAAAUGUUUUGGUCCUUUUUGCUUCUUUGAUAUACAUGAGGGAAGAGAUUCCCAACCAUCUGGCGUUGGUGGAUCUUCGGUAAAUGAAGAUGAAGUGGAGUUUGUUCUCAAUAUGUACCACCAUCUGGUGACAAACUACCCUGAACUUAAAAAGGGUUCACGAGUUGCAAUUAUUACUCCGUAUCGAAGCCAGGUCAAGCUCUUUAUUGACCGUUUCUUGGAAAUGUUUGGCGUGCCCUCAAAGAAUGUAAUUGAUAUUAUGACAGUGGAACGGUUUUUCCAGGUUAGUUGUCAUUUCCUUAGCCUUCCUCCUUCUGGUUUCCUUGAAAUUUUUGUGAGGAUUAUGAACAGCCAUUGUCAUCUUGUUUGUUCACUUGCAGGACGAGAGAAGGAUGUUGUUUUCUUUUCAUGGUUAGGGCUAGUGAAGAUGGUAGCAUUGGAUUUUGAAAGAUUUUCGAAGAAUGAAUGUUGGGAUACCCGAGAAGCAAGAGGCUUCUGUCCUGGUACUAGUAAUACUCAUAUAUCAUCAUAUCCAUGUUUCAAGUUUUUUUUUUGUCUAAGUUGGUAUCUUUCGACUAUAUAUAGAUUGUUGGUUAUCUGCAACAAACACUGAAAAGAGAUCCCCAUUGGAAAAGAUUAGUGGAGAUGCUGAUCAGAGAAACUGUGUCCUUAAGGUAUCAAAACCGUAACAAUACAUUUUUCAUUGAAGAAAACAUCAAAUCCUUGGAAGUCUCUUCUAAGGCGGCGGAAGACGAAAAAGAAGAAGAGCCUACAGAUGAUAUGGAAUAGCCGGCCAAACUCAGCAGCAGCAGUGUGUCAUUUGAAGAUCAAGAACCAGCUGGUUAUGGAGACGAUGAUGGAGGAUACGCCGGUGGCGAUGCACUGAAAACGCCUUUUUCUUUUUUCUUUUUCAUAUAGCCAACCAACAUUAUUAUUAUACACCUCUAUUUAAGCUUUCAUUGAAUUCUGCUUUAGUUAGUAAGCAGCAGAAUAGAUUACGGAUUAUUGAAUAUAAAUCCAAUUCAUAUAUGUAUUUAAAUAACAAUAUUAACUAACUAAGCAAUAUGAAAUUGAUUUUUUUUUACAUUUUAA
Messenger RNA from Impatiens glandulifera, 2999 nucleotides. RefSeq names its product probable helicase MAGATAMA 3. NCBI's taxonomy places the organism in Eukaryota, Viridiplantae, Streptophyta, Magnoliopsida, Ericales, Balsaminaceae. The record is from RefSeq and is a predicted model, not a curated record. Gene Ontology annotation, molecular function: helicase activity. The transcript is spliced from 18 exons. The coding region runs from base 160 to 2520 and encodes 786 amino acids.